GCACUAGCGUUUAAAAGAUCAUGAUUCUCGUGCGUUUUGGAUCCAAUUGAGGAAAUGGAAGAUUAUCCGGAGGAGUUACGGACUCCGCCGGUCGGCCUGAUAGCGUUGGUGGGAUGUCCGGAGCACCACUCCCUCAUCACCACCCAUCUCCUCUCUGAGCAGCCCCCAAGCAACACUCUCGCCUUGCCUGACAUCGCUAAGAUCUCUCUCCUCUUGUCCUCCGCUGAUAAGAGCUCUCUUCCGCCUCCCGAUCCAUCCUCGAGUCCUACCGCCGGGAUUCUUAAGAGGGAUUGGCUUCACAAGCACCGCACUAGGGUUCCCGCUGUCGUCGCCGCUCUGUUUAUUUCCGACCAUGUUUCUGGGGAUCCCGCACAGUGGCUUCAGCUCUGCUCUGACCUUGAAAACCUUAAAGCUGUGAUUCGUCCAAAGAACAUUAAAUUAGCUGUGGUUGUGGUGCACUCUUCUUCUGAAUGGGGAUUUCCAAAUGCAGAUGAUAUCAGUGAAGAUCGAAUGAUUGCACUUCGUAAGCGUGCCGAAUUGGAUUCCAAAUACCUCGUCGUCUUCAACCCUGCCGAUUCUUCACAGCUUGAACAAUCUCUCAAUAAGCUGGGCAGCACAUUUGCUGAAUUAGCAAACACAUAUUACAGAGAUGAAGGGCGGAGAAUUAAAACUCGUGUUGAAAGGAAGAGCUUCAAUUCUAUUGAGUUGAACAUUCGCUAUUGCUUCAAAGUUGCUGUAUCCGCGGAGUUUCGGAGAGACUGGGUUGAAGCUUUGAGGUUUUAUGAGGAUGCAUACUAUACACUGAGGGAGAUGAUUGGGACUGCAAAUAGGUUGCCAGUGAUUCAGCGAUUGAUUGAGAUAAAAACUGUUGCUGAGCAACUUCACUUUAAAAUAUCAACCUUGUUAUUACAUGGUGGAAAAGUAAUAGAAGCUGUCACAUGGUUCCACCAACAUUUUGCUUCUUACAGGAAGCUUUUAGGUCCGGCUGAAGCUAUAUUUCUUCACUGGGAAUGGGUGAGCAGACAGUUUUUGGUAUUUGCUGAAUUGCUGGAGACUAGUUCGAAAACGAUCCAUAGCAAUUCUAGUCCAGCUUUGGGAACUAGUGAAAGGUCUUUGACUGAGUGGAAAUUUCAGCCAGCUUAUUACUACCAGUUAGCUGGUCACUACCUGAAAGAGAAGAGAACAUCGUUUGAACUUGCACUGUCAAUGUUGCAAAAUGCUGAUGAGAUUGACGGCAGUGCUGAAUCUGUAACGCCUGCAAUUUAUGUGGGUCAGUUUGCUCGAUUACUUGAGCAAGGGGAUGCAUUUGUCAUGCAACCUCUUACUGAUGAAGAGUACACCCGUUAUGCUAUUGCUGAAGCCAAAAGAUUUCAAGAUUCCUUUGAAAUCAUUGCUCUUCUAAAAAGAUCUUAUGAAUCAUACACCAAUCUCAAAGCUCAGAGGAUGGCUUCUCGUUGUGGGUUUCAGAUGGCUCAAGAAUAUUUUGCAAUGGGUGAUCUCAAUAAUGCAAAACAACUGCUUGAUGUUAUUGCAGCUCUAUAUAGAAAAGAGGGAUGGGUCACUUUAUUGUGGGAGGUCUUGGGUUUUCUGCGAGAGUGCUCAAGGAAACGUGGUAUAGUGAAGGAAUUUAUAGAGUACUCUCUUGAAAUGGCUGCAUUACCAGUAUCACCUUGUACAGGAGUCCAAUCGUUCAGAACAAAGGAAUGUGGUCCAGCUGGUCCUGCAAGUCUUGCUCAGAGAGAAAAUAUACACAAUGAGGUUUUUCAGCUUGUCAGUGGAGAAAUAGGGGCGGUAUCAGUUGGAGAUAGUACUGAUCUCAAAGUAAACAGAGAUAGUCCUCUGCAUCUUGAGAUUGAUCUUGUCAGUCCCCUUAGAAUGGCGCUUCUUGCUUCAGUUGCUUUUCACGAACAGAUAAUUAAGCCUGGUGUACCUGCCUUGAUUACUCUGUCACUCCUAUCACAAUUGCCUCUGACUGUUGACUUGGAUCAAUUGGAAGUGCAGUUUAAUCAAUCAGAAUGCAACUUCAUCAUCAUAAAUUCCCAAAAACCUCCAUCUGCAGAAAUUUCCACUAGCCAACAAGGUCGUCAUGUUGAAAGUGCUCCUUCUCUGGCUCUUGUUACAAACAAGUGGCUGCGGUUGACAUAUGAAAUUAAAUCGGAACAGAGUGGGAAGCUGGAAUGCAUAUAUGUUAUUGCAAAAAUGGGACCCCACUUCACAAUUUGCUGCAGAGCUGAAAGUCCUGCUUCAAUGGAUGAUUUACCUCUUUGGAAGUUUGAAGACCGUGUAGAGACUUUUCCUACUAAGGAUCCUGUUCUUGCAUUCUCUGGUCAGAAGCUUGCCCAGGUUGAAGAACCAGACCCACAAGUGGAUCUCGUUUUAGGUGCUACUGGACCUGCACUGGUUGGAGAGUGCUUUGUUGUACCUGUUACUGUGGCCUCCAAGGGUCAUGACAUCUUUUCUGGCGAGUUGAAAAUCAAUCUAGUGGAUGUAAGGGGUGGUGGGUUGUUUAGUCCAAGGGAAGCAGAACCAUUCUCUAUGGAUAACCAUCAUGUUGAGCUCCUUGGUGUUAAUGGGCCAGAAGGAGAAGAUGAAUCUACAGGAGGAUAUGAUAAAAUCAAGAAAAUUCAGCAGUCCUUUGGUUUGGUGUCUCUUCCAAUUAUGAAAGAUGGAGAAUCAUGGUCCUGCAAACUGGAAAUUAAGUGGCAUCGACCCAAACCAAUUAUGCUUUUUGUCUCAUUGAGCUAUUUUCCUGAUAGCAACGAAAUGACUUCACAAAAAAUCCAUGUCCAUAAGAACUUGCAAAUUGAAGGAAAGAGUGCUGUUCUAAUCAGCCAUCACUUUAUGCUUCCAUUCCGGCAGGAUCCGCUGUUGCUCUCAAAGCUCAAGCCAGCCUCUAGUUCUGAUCAAGGAACGUCACUGCCUCUGAAUGAAACAAGUAUAGUGCUUGCUAGUGCCAAAAACUGCAGUGAGGUGCCAUUGCAGUUACAGUCCAUGUCAAUUGAGAUGGAUGAUGAUGUAGAAAGGUCAUUUACCUUGCAACCCAGCAGUGAGGAUCUUUUAGGCCCUGCCUACCUUGUUCCCGGAGAAGAGUUCAAAAAGGUUUUCACCAUCAUUCCUGAGGUUGAAUCAUCAAAUCUCAACCUAGGUUCAGUGUCUCUGAGAUGGAGGAGAAAUUUGCAAAAUAAAGAUCGAUCUAGUUCAGCUGCAGAAGCAUGGGUUUUGACUAGACAUAAACUUCCUGAUGUAAACGUGGAGUUGUCCCCGUUGGUUUUGACUGUGGAUUGUCCUCCUUAUGCUAUUCUUGGAGAUCCCUUCACAUACUCGGUUAAAAUUCGAAAUCAAACACAGUUGCUUCAAGAGGUGAAGUUCUCAUUGGCAGAUGCACAAAGCUUUGUGUUAUCUGGCUCGCACAGUGAUACAGUAUUUGUUCUUCCAAAGUCGGAGCAUGUCCUUGGUUACAAGAUUGUGCCGCUUGCUUCAGGCUUGCAACAGUUGCCCCGAGUGACAGUGACAUCUGUGAGAUAUUCAGCUGUGUUUCAACUAUCAAAUGCUGCAUCCACUGUUUUCGUCUUUCCCACUAAACCCCAUUUUAAGACUGCUGAUGUGGGAGACAAAGGGAUAGAAUCUGUUGUAGCCGAGUAGUAUUGAAAUGUGUAAAGGUCAUGUUUUUCAGAGUUCUUUCAGUUCAAUCAUCAAAUGGCAUGCAAUUGCUAAUGGGGGUUUGAUUGCUGCAGCCUAUGUAUGGACGAGUAGAAGAAGAUUGCACGUCACCUGGAUUGGACUUGUGAAAACAAGUAUGGUCAGAAGGAAUCUUCCAAAGAUGAGUUUAGGAUUCCAAAGCAUUUUAAAGGAAUAUACUGAGACAUGCCAGGUUUGUGAUGAUGGUGGUUUUAAGAUCUGUGCGUGAAUGGACCUGAGGUUGCAGUUAAUCAUCAUGGCAUCCCUAACUCGGAAUGAAGAUGCUAUCACCUGUAAUUUUAAACAGUUUUAGAUAAACUUGUUUUCAUUUUCUUUGUGAGAUUUCAAUUUACAGAUUCUUUCUUCAAAGAUUGCAUGUUAAUCCCA
This is a messenger RNA of Manihot esculenta (cassava), 4065 nucleotides long. RefSeq names its product trafficking protein particle complex subunit 11. Lineage: Eukaryota; Viridiplantae; Streptophyta; Magnoliopsida; Malpighiales; Euphorbiaceae. The transcript has 9 exons. The record is from RefSeq and is a predicted model, not a curated record. Bases 55 to 3642 code for a protein of 1195 amino acids.